Molecule: messenger RNA, 2008 nt
Organism: Helicoverpa armigera (cotton bollworm)
Lineage: Eukaryota; Metazoa; Arthropoda; Insecta; Lepidoptera; Noctuidae
Exons: 2
Coding region: 181-612 (143 amino acids)
Biological process (GO): non-motile cilium assembly
Cellular component (GO): ciliary transition zone
Source: RefSeq, a predicted model, not a curated record
UGAUUUUCUUUUUCAGUUCUGUCAGUUCCUAGUUUUCCAGUGCUUUGCUUUAUGUUCUAUUUUUAAAUAGUAUAUGAAUUAAAAUUCGUAUUUAGUUUAUCAAAUUUUUCUUUAACAGUUCCUUUGUUUUAAUUACGUGAAUAAAAUUGAAGUAAACAGUAAAUUAAAUUCGACGUUAAAAUGGUUAAUUCUAGUUUAGCGUAUGAAAUUCUGCUUUAUAUCAAUUCGUUUUACUUCGGACUAUUCGCAACAUGUGAACUGGGCACUCUCAUCCUGAAGUCGGUUUUAAUUAUUGAGAAAUAUGAAGUAGAGAAAGAUCCAACAAAAAUAGGUCGAGAUUAUGGAGUACUCGUGGGCUUGUUCGUUAUUGAAGCAGCCCGACUUAUAUUGGGGCGGAAAGGAAGUCUGAGUGAAAAAGAUUUACCAGUAAUAUUCUCAGUGCUGCUGACGGUGCCAUCAAUAUUGGGUGUUUUAUACCUUCUGAUCUUUCAAGUUGUGGUCUUGAGAAUAGAGUACAUCUGGUGUACCCUAAUGUUAUGCAUACAGACCCUAGAGUUCAUAUUUGCGUCCAUGUUCAUAGUGUCUCUCUGCAGAGGACCUUCCUAUGACUAAAAAAAGUCAUGUUCCUUUUUCAAGGAGCAGAGUGCCUUUAGCACUAAUUUUAGGCCAGUGUUAUUGAAAACAUUUUUUAAGAAAAGUAUUUACCUAAAGAGGUGUGUAAGCACAUUUAUACAGUUUACCUACAGUUAUCCUAACUGCCUUUCAGUGACAAAUAAUUUUUAAGAAGCAAUUUAAUAUUCUUACCAAAUAAGACCAAAGAUUUGAUUAAAAAAAUGGAAUAAGAUCUCAUCUCUCAUCAUUCACUCUACAUUUGCAAUUCAUAUGCAAUAAGCAUGUGCCAGAAAUAUAGGCCAAAUUAGUAAAUUUAUCUUAAGUAAAAUGUUAAACCAUAUAAAAGAGAAUUAAAGUAAUUUGUAUGCUGAUGCAGGCCAAGCGUAAAAUGGCUGUAAUAGAGUGAUGCCAUGCAAUAUAUUUUCUGAAUAUCACGAGUAAGCCUAAGAAUGAUGACUGGCUAUUUACCUAAAUAUGUAUAUUAAAAUUGCUUUUGUGUUGUAUUUUAGCCAUUGCUAUUAUCCUAUUAUUUAGUAUGUAAAACUAAUUUAGGGAAACCUUUUGAAUAAUGUUACUAACAACUUUUAAAAGUAUAAUUUAUUUAUUUACAUUUUGUGUGACGCAGUAGUCUUAGGAUUCUGAUUGAGAUCACUCACAAGCAAGAUAAAAUAGACACUGUUUGGAAAGUUUUUUGAUUAUGCACUAUUUUUGGAAAAGAUAAUUGUGAUGCACAAAACAAUAAUGCAGUGUUAUGCACAAAACAUUUUAAAUAACAUAAAAUUGUUCAACUUCUGUUACACAUACUUAAUGAGAAAAAUAAAUUAUUUUAUUACUUAUAUUACAAGACUGUGGUAAUAUUUACAAACUCCACUUAAAUUGUAAUGGCAAUGAUUACCUGAUAUAGAGAAAAAGUAUUUUAAUCUGUUAACUAUUUUAAUAUUUGAAUACUAGUCAAUAAAUAAGUAUUACAUAAAAUGAAAUAAGCAUUAUAAAUUAAUAAUUACUAGUCAUUCAUCAAUACAAUUUUUAAAAAUCUACAUACAUACUUAUUGUGUUAAACUUUUUAUGCAGUCAUACAUUUUAACAUGUUUUUCAGAAUAAAUAUUUGAAUUGUAAAAUAAUAAACAUAAUAUUGUAAUAUUAAGAUACUAUGAAAGCCUUCCCCAUUGUUGUUUAUAUCCAUCCGCUAAACGUAACUAUAAGUGAUAAAGUGGCCUUUAUUUAGAUAUUUAUACAGAAUAGUUACUAUCAAAUCUUCCAUUGUUCAGUAGAUAAAUUACACCAAAGUUUUACAUUAAUGUGUGUGAUUAUUAUUAUUUACAAAUAAAUGUACUUAGUAAGAGGUCUUUAUAAAAUUUGUAAACCUUAAAAUAGUGUUUCAAUAUAUUAAAAAUAU